Heteronotia binoei (common prickly gecko) is the source of this 3919-nucleotide messenger RNA. It is a transcript of the gene ARHGAP24, whose product is annotated as Rho GTPase activating protein 24. Lineage: Eukaryota; Metazoa; Chordata; Lepidosauria; Squamata; Gekkonidae. The transcript is spliced from 7 exons. Bases 1337 to 3304 code for a protein of 655 amino acids. Gene Ontology annotation, molecular function: GTPase activator activity. The record is from RefSeq and is a predicted model, not a curated record. Gene Ontology annotation, biological process: wound healing, spreading of epidermal cells; signal transduction; negative regulation of ruffle assembly. Gene Ontology annotation, cellular component: focal adhesion.
GAGGCAACUGCUGGGAAACAGAUUGUUUCUGAGCAGAGAAAACAGAAAAGGUGCAGAGAACAGCCGUUUUUCAAAACCGAAGACUGUGAUUCCCUGCACACUUGUCUGGGAAUUAAAUUCCUUCCCCGAUUAGAUUUGGAAGAUGACAUUUUGUUGGUGGUGUUAAUAAUAGGGGAAAAGAGCUUUGAUUACCGAGCAUGAAAACAGAAAUAACAUGGAAGUUACAAGGGACUGAAGGAGCAACUGAGAUUAAUGGCGGGGGGGGGGGGGGGGAAGCUGGGUGCUCAUGUGAGAGGCAGAAGGGCUCUUAAGCUGCUACACGUGACGGUCGCUUGAAGUCAACUCAAAGUCAACAUUUUUUUUAAAGAAAUAAUCAACACGGUUAGACACUGUGCAGGCUGCUGUGUGCCUCCUGUACAUUGUUUUUCUUGCACCUGCCGCAUGCAUGCAACGGGCUAGAGCAGAAGGCAGAAGCAGCAGCAGAAGCCGCAGCAGCAGCAUUGAAACACUUCCACUGAGAAUAGUUGGACAGGCAAGCUAGCUGUACUGGCGUGUUUUGCACAAGGCGUGUAUUCUUUCAGCAGAUGCUGAGGAACUUGUGUGGUGUAGCUGAGCGGCCGAUGCCACGGGGGCUGAUGAGCGUCCCACGAGAGUCGGGGGGCAAUAGGAAAGCAACAAAUCAUCCAGAAAACCUUACGCCCAGAGUGGAGGCGUAAUUGUGCAUAAGAAUUGGGGGGGAGGCCUUUUGAAGAGCAUCGCUAAUGGACAACAUGUAGUCUUUGGGGAGAGGCUGUCGUUAUUUUUGUGGAGAUAAAAAGGAGCCAGCGAGGAGCAUCCAAGGCAAUUCUUUGGGGGUCUUUUUUUGUCAUUGUUCUCAUCUUCUGUUCAUGCACUGCUAUUUGCUGACCUUUCCCAGUGGAAUCUUUGCUCCCCCUCCCCAUUCGCUCCACUCCACGCAGUUCAAGCCAAGAAGAAGCGCCGAUCCCCCGAAACCAUGCUGCAAGACCCCCACGAGACACCUUAAAUGGACAAUAUACCUUUAUGUUGAGAUUCUUUUUGUCACGACAUUGCCUCUGCAGGAAAUAAAAUUGAAAGCUUGAGGGAAAGGAACCGGCAAGACGGGAAGGAAAGCCAUCUGGAAACGACUAGCUAAGAAGAAAUCUUGGUUUAUUUUAAAAGCACUCGGUAGCUAAAAUCUACCGAGAAGAUCACAGGAAGUCCAAAGGGGAAAUGCUGCUCCGAAUAGUAGUAAAUGAGAAUGAUUGAUAGCGGCUCGUCAUCUUGUAGUGGGUUUUAGCCACAUGCUCUUUGGGCUGCAGGUGUAUCUUAGGCCUGUAUGAUGCCUGAAGACAGGAAUACGGGGGUCCGUGCCUCAGGUGCCUUAGCAUCAUCCCCCUUUGUUCCCAAAACUACCUACAGGAGAAUUAAGCGGUGUUUUAGCUUCCGCAAAGGUAUCUUUGGGCAGAAGCUGGAAGACACCGUCCGAUAUGAGAAGAGGUAUGGAAACCACUUGGCUCCCAUGCUGGUGGAACAGUGCGUGGAUUUUAUUCGGCUGCGUGGGCUGAAGGAGGAAGGGCUGUUCCGAUUGCCCGGUCAGGCUAACCUUGUGAAAGAACUGCAGGAUGCUUUUGAUUGCGGGGAGAAGCCAUUGUUUGACAGAAACACAGAUGUACACACAGUGGCAUCGCUUUUGAAAUUGUAUCUCAGAGAGCUCCCAGAACCAGUUAUCCCGUACGCCAAGUAUGAAGAUUUUCUAUCUUGUGCCAAACUGCUCAGCAAGGAGGAGGAAACGGGGCUGAAUGAAUUAGUGAAGCAAGUCAAGAGUCUGCCUGCAGUCAACUACAACCUGCUGAAGUAUAUCUGCAGAUUCCUAGACGAAGUCCAGUCCUAUUCUGGCGUAAACAAGAUGAGCGUGCAAAACCUGGCUACUGUCUUUGGUCCCAACAUCCUGCGUCCCAAAGUGGAAGACCCUCUGACCAUCAUGGAAGGUACUGUUGUGGUCCAGCAGUUGAUGUCGAUGCUGAUCAGCGAACAUGAGCUGCUGUUCCCGAAGGAUGCCGACCUCCAAAGUGGGCAGGAGGUGUGUAACAACAACAACGAGAUCCAAAAGAAAGUCAUCAUAGGUCAGCUCCAGAACAAAGAGAACAACAACACGAAAGAUUCGCCUGUAAAACGCUGCUCUUGGGACACACCCGAAUCUCCCCAAAGAACCAUCGUGGACAAUGGGUCUCCCACUGCACAGCCCGGGAGCAAGUCAAACAGCCCCAGGAACAGCAUUCACAAGCUGGAUGUCACCAGAAGUCCACCCAUCACGGUGAAAAAAAACCCAGCCUUUAAUAAAGGCAGUGGCAUAGUCACCAACGGGUCCUUCAGCAGCUCUGUAGAGGGCCAGGAGAAAACAUCUCCAGCUUUACCCAACGGUACCUUGCAGACCAAAAGAACCUCUUCGCUGAAAGGGCCGGUAACCAAAAUGGGUACCCACAGUGUGCAGAACGGAGGUGUGAGGAUGGGCAUUUCCAGCACAGAUGCCCACAGCAACUCUCUGAACAGCCGCAACCAAGGCUGGAUGCCCAACGGAUACGUGACAUUGAGGGAUGGCAAGCAGAAGGAGCCCAUGAGCGAUGCGGGCCAACACAACAGACUCUCUACUUACGACAACGUACACCAGCAGUUCUCCAUGGUGAACACAGAAGACAAGCAGAGCGUCGACAGCGCCACUUGGUCCACCUCCUCAUGCGAAAUAUCCCUCCCCGAACAUUCCAACUCUUGCCGGUCUUCUACUACCACUUGCCCCGAACAAGACUUUUACGGGGCCAAUUUCGAAGACCCCGUCUUAGACGAACCCCAACACGAAGAGCACUCCAACCAAGGGGAUUAUGAGAGCAAAGGCGACCGGAGGAGUGUUGGAGGGCGCAGCAGCCGGGCCACCAGCAGCAGCGACAACAGUGAAACGUUUGUGGUCAACAACACAAGCAAUCAUAGUGCUUUGCACAGCCUCGUGUCAAGCUUAAAGCAGGAAAUGGCAAAGCAAAAGCUGGAGUAUGAAACCAGGAUAAAAAGUCUGGAGCAGAGGAACCUCUCCCUGGAGACAGAAAUGAUGAACCUGCAUGAUGAACUGGAACAAGAGAAGAAGAAGUUUACAAUGGUAGAAAUUAAAAUGCGCAACGCCGAGCGGGCCAAAGAAGAUGCCGAGAAGAGGAAUGACAUGCUGCAGAAGGAGAUGGAGCAGUUCUUCUCAACGUUUGGGGAACUGACAGUAGAGCCGCGUCGGCCCGAAAGAGGCAACACCAUAUGGAUCCAAUGAGCACAGCUGACCAAGACUGUGGGAUUCUGGGGGGGGGAAAGGGUGGUUAGGAUAUUACAUUGCAACAGGUGACUGGUCACCUGGCUGAGGCUAGCACUCAACAUAAUGUUGUCAACCUUCAAAAGAAAGCACCAUGUCCGCGUCCACCAACCACAUCUGCAGUGUGUCCUUUUUGAAUUGACAAAUCAUACCCUUUGAAUGCAUCAUAAUGCUACUGUCAUGUGUUAUACCUGGGUUUGUGUACAUAGAUUUUAAAUAGGUCAUCAUGACAAAAAAAAAAAAAGCAUAGAAAGAGAUGAGAAAAAAAUAUUUUAAAGGCAAGUCUUAUAUUUAAACCAACACGUCAUUGCAAUCAAGCUUUAUCUUAAGGCUUUUCUCCUUUGCACUUAACAUAAUAAGCUAUUUUUGGCAUUGUGUUACCAUUGGCUUAUUUUGUAUAUUUUCUUUCGGUUGCCCCCCCUUGCUGGGGAAUUAAGAUAAAUAUAUAUAAUGUUAGCUAUUAAACAAAAAGAUAGUGUGACCGUGCUGUUUGUGCCAAUAGAUUUGCCCACGACCAAAAAACAACAAAAAAGUGUAAAUACUUUUAUAAAAAUAUAACAUGAGCAUCUAAUAAGU